This is a messenger RNA of Papaver somniferum (opium poppy), 965 nucleotides long. Its product is annotated as Golgi SNAP receptor complex member 1-1-like. The transcript is spliced from 5 exons. NCBI's taxonomy places the organism in Eukaryota, Viridiplantae, Streptophyta, Magnoliopsida, Ranunculales, Papaveraceae. The coding region runs from base 124 to 786 and encodes 220 amino acids. Gene Ontology annotation, molecular function: SNAP receptor activity. Gene Ontology annotation, biological process: endoplasmic reticulum to Golgi vesicle-mediated transport; vesicle fusion. The record is from RefSeq and is a predicted model, not a curated record. Gene Ontology annotation, cellular component: Golgi medial cisterna; Golgi membrane; SNARE complex.
AUUUCUAUUAAAGCUCUCCCUCGCCAAAAGGCUCCGUCUUUCUCUGUUGUUAUAUUUCUGUGUUCAGUGUUCAAUUUCGUAGAAUCCAUUUGAUUGAUUAAGCUCAAGCUGUUCGAUUUCCUUAUGGAUUUGCCUACAUCAUGGGAUGCCCUAAGGAAACAGGCAAGGAAACUUGAAGCACAAUUAGAUGAGCAUAUGAACUCUUACCGUAGAUUGGUUUCUACUAAAGACGAUGGUACACAAACUGAACUUGACUCUGCAAUUGAUCGCUUACUUAAACAGCUUAAGCAAGUCAAUACACAGAUGCAGUCUUGGGUAUCCUCGGGGGGGUUAGAAACAUAUUCUCAUACAUUGACUCGACAUCAAGAGAUUUUAGAAGACCUUAAUCAAGAGUUUUAUCGUCUCCGCUCUAGCAUUAGAGCUAAACAAGAGCAUGCCUCAUUGCUUGAAGAUUUCAGGGAAUUUGAUCGUACUAGGCUAGAUUUGGAAGAUGGUGGUGGUUCUCAAGAACAGGCUCUUCUUAAAGAACAUGCUUCCAUCAGCAAAAAUACAGGACAGAUGGAUACGGUGAUUUCCCAAGCGCAAGCCACACUUGGAUCACUUGUAUCACAACGCUCAACAUUUGGGGGAAUCACUUCAAAGAUAGGCAAUAUUAGCAGCCGUCUACCGACGGUAAAUCAUAUUCUUUCGUCGAUAAAGAGAAAGAAAUCGAUGGAUACUAUAAUUCUUUCCCUGGUUGCAUCUGUGUGCACAUUUCUUAUUCUAGUUUACUGGUUUACCAAGUGAUGGAAAGGGUAAAAUGAAUGUCAACUGGACUUUUUUCUUUUGGUUCUGAUAGUUCUUGUAAUUUCUUAAGUGCCUUAUUUUUGUGAUGAAAGAAAGGUCCUCCUAUAUGUAAUUCAUAUUCUUACAAAUGUACCUUAAACUGUUUAAAUUAAUGAAAAUGCUUUCGUAUUGUUACUAUA